This is a messenger RNA of Copidosoma floridanum, 568 nucleotides long. RefSeq lists its product as uncharacterized. The record is from RefSeq and is a predicted model, not a curated record. Lineage: Eukaryota; Metazoa; Arthropoda; Insecta; Hymenoptera; Encyrtidae.
CUCGCUCUCGUUUGUUGCAUCUUGUGUAACAUGUUUAUAUCCUCUCUCUGACCUUCGAGUAGUAUUGUUGCAUCUUAAAAGGUCAUAUCCGCAGAUAUACAAACGCAUAUAACAAUAGAAUGGAGCAACUGGUAGAAUACCUAAAGAGAAUAAACGGCUCGAUCAAGUAUCCGGAAAACGUGGAUAUCGACGAGUCGGAUAACAACGACGACGACGAAGAGGAUAACACCGACAACAAAAUUGGAUACCUGGACGAGGAGGUAAAGGUAGUGGCGGAGAAUAGGUUCACGGUGAACUUUGACCUGUUGCUGAAGAAAAAACGACGGACGCCGAGGCGUCAGAUACCGCCCUGGUGGAGCGAACAGUGCGAACAGGCGUUGUUGGCGAGGAAACGGGCGCGCAAAACCCUCAAGAAGAUGGGGGACGAGAACCGGGAGAAGAACCUUCUGGAUGUUAAGACCGCCAAUUGGGACUUCAAGAAGACCGUCAAGGCAGCGAAAAGCGCCUACUACAAGAAGGUCGAGAAAGAAAUCGAGAUGCACGAAAGCAUAGUUUUCUAGAUUACGCA